ACUCAAUUUUGUUACGUGUUCACUACAUGGCAUUCCAAAGUCCUAAAACGCUCUUCCGGAUAGCAUUGUAGUGAUACAUGACACCUCGCUCUUGGCGAUACAGCCGAUCUCUAAACUUCUAAACAGCAAUAGCAACAGAUGAUAUCGACCAACCGAACUGACAGAUCCGUGUCAAAAGGAGUCAUCAUCAACGAACGAUUUCUUCGCGUGCCAGUUUGUAACGUUCUGCGGAAACUGCUGCAUUUGGGUUUCCAUCGAAAAUGGCAAAUGCAAACAAGAUGAGAACGCUUUCAAUAGUCAGGUGAUUCAAGCCAUCAUUAUUGUAUCCAAAGGUUGCCUUUAACGUUACGAAAAUGAGGUUACGAUUUCUCAAAAAGAACCUUCUCAUUAUCCUUGGUGUUUCUUUUAUUAUUGCCACUGUCAUGAUCACAACACGUGUCUUCAUUUCUGAUGAAGUCACGGGUGUUGUCGCUCAGGAAAACAUAUUGUCUGAUGACAUGGCAAAGUUUCAGUACAGUUCUAUUCCAGAAUUGAUAAAGUCCAUUUACAAUGCUAAUUACAAGCAAUACGUUCAGAAUGCGGACAAGUAUCCUGGGGAGCCUAAAUUGGUCCUGGUUAUUCAGGUUCACAACAGACCAGAGUACCUCAAAAUACUCAUCAAGUCAUUGGAAAAUGCCGCUGAGGUCCACAGUUUACUGUUGAUUUUCAGCCACGACUAUUUUUCAGAGGAAAUCAAUUACAUAGUGCAAGGGAUAACUUUCUGCAAGGUCUUGCAAAUAUACUUCCCCUACAGCACACAGCUCUAUCCCAGUGAGUUUCCUGGGCAGGAUUCACGGGACUGUCCACGAGACAUAUCCAAGGACGAUGCUUUAAAAACAGGAUGCCUCAACGCUGAGCAUCCAGAUUCGUAUGGCCACUAUAGGGAAGCCUCCAUCACACAGACCAAACACCACUGGUGGUGGAAACUUCACUUUGUGUGGGAGCGAGUGCAAGCUCUGCAAGGUUACAGUGGCUUUGUUGUCUUCCUCGAGGAGGAUAACUUCAUCUUGCCCGACCUCUACCACCUCUUCAAGGAGAUGGUUGGAUACAGGAAGAGCAGCUGCCCUGACUGUGACAUGUUGGCACUAGGCAACCACAACGGCCUGGCAGAAUUUGAUAAGCUCAGUAACAAGGUGCAAACUGCCGGGUGGAUGUCUACCAAGCACAACAUUGGCAUGGGCAUCUCCAGAGAGGUGUACUACAAGCUAAUGGGGUGCAACAAUGACUUCUGCUCCUACGAUGACUACAACUGGGACUGGACCCUCCAGCACCUGUCAGGGACUUGCAUCUCCAAGCCACUCAAAGUGCUGGUGGCACAGGGGUCCAGGGUUCUCCAUACUGGUAACUGUGGGCUGCACCAGAACAAGGAGGCCUGUCGCCCUGAGCUGGCCCUAAAGAAAGCACAGGAGUCCCUUAAGCUUGCCAAAGCCUCCCUCUUCCCUCAGUCCCUGGCACUAACAAACGCAGAUUCAGUGGAGCACAAGGCUCAUCUGAAAAACGGAGGGUGGGGUGAUAUCCGUGACCAUGUCCUUUGUAAUAACUAUGCCAAACGUCUAUGAACUAUGGACUUCUCAUUCUCUUUUUGAUGUACUGAGAGGAUUGAGGAAAUAAGUGCCAUUAAAAUGUUCAGGGUUCCAAAGGCUGCAGUGUGUUAUAUAUUUUUGUGUUUUUAAUGAGGUCUUCCAAGGGGUUAGCAAAACAUUUUGGGGGGUAUGUUAUGGUGUGUAUGUAGCAGUGUGAUUUAUAGCUUGGUUGUUAUUACUGUUAUUACUAAAAGUAACAUGAUUGCCAAAUAUAUUUCUUUCUUUUUCAAGACAGAUUAUACAAGCUGAUUCUUUUUGCUUUCUCUUUUUAUGUAACCGGGUUUGCUUUUUAUUUCUUAAAAAUUAAGACACAUUUUAGUUGAAGUUAAGUAAAGCAUUACAAUGUUAUAAUUUAUUAAAAAAACAACAUACAAUGUUUCAGCGCCAGCAGUUAAUUAUUAUGGUACACAUAAAUUACUUUACAUAGAAAACAAAACUGAAUCAGUGUUAUACAUCCUUGACUUCUAUUACAUGUCAGAUCAUUUCCAUUUGUAUACAUUCUUCAGAACAAAUAAGAGAGUUGAGCCUUUUGCCCAAAUGGGGUGACGCUUGUCCAGCUACAGAAUCCCUUACCCAUCCACUAUUAUAAUAGUUGUGCUUUAAAUGAUAUGUGGUGCAUGCAGUACAAAUAGAAAAACAACAGCAAAGUCAUUGAUUGAUAUGUAAUGCACACAGCUAUAGGUUAUAUUGUAUAUAGAAAGUGACAAUCAUGAAAUGUCUUGUUAUAUAUACAUGCCACUAAACCAAUGAUCACUUUGUACCUGACAAUUGGUUUUACUGGGGAAUUACUUACUGUACAUAACCUACAGUAUGACAUUUGUUUGACUGAAAUGUGUGGUUAAAACCCCCCCAAAUGUUUUACAUUGGAACAACAGGAAUUGACUGAUAUUGGUGGGUGUUUGAUUUGUCAUCAUUAUGACCUUACAAAGAUUACCUAUUUUUGCUUUAGCAAAUAUUUUCAUAGCCUUGAACGAUAUUCCUCUUCCCUCCCCCACACCCAAUUUGCCUAAAAGGGAAAUCUGUUUAUUUCCAUCUCCUAUGCCUUUGCAUUUGACAAUGCACCUGUUUUUUUUAAACCAGCUGACAUCCUUGGAUCUUUCUUAAAAUAUAGGUAUAAAUGUAACCUAAGGUGCAUUGAUGAGUUUCCCUUCAGUAGUGGAAAUGUGUAGAAUGCAGUUGCUUCUUUUAUUCUUAUUUUUUAUUAAUCAGUGCCUUGUAGACAUUCCCCUUUCUGCUGGUUAUACCAUGUGUAGUUUAAGAUCUCAUAUGCAAUAUACACUGAGUAUACCAAAAAAUUAGGAACACCUUCUUAAUAUUGAGUUCCCCCCCCCUUUUGGCCUCAGAACACUCUCAAUUUGUUGGUGCAUGGACUCUACAAGGUGUCGAAAGCGUUCCACAGGGAGGCUGGCCCAUGUUGACUCCAAUGCUUCCCACAGAUGUGUCAAGUUGGCUGAAUGUCCUUUGGGUGUUGGGCCAUUCUUGAUACACCCGGGAAACUGUUGUGUGAAACCCAGCAGCGUUGCAGUUCUUGACAACUGGUGCAGCUGGCACCUACUACCAUACCCCUUUCAAAGGCACUUAAAUAUUUUGUCUUGCCCAUUCUCCCCCUGAAUGGCACAUACACAAUCCAUGUCUCAAUUGUCUAAGGCUUAAAAAUACUUAUUUAACCUGUCUCCUCUCCUUCAUCUACAGUGAUUGACUUGGAUUUAACAAGUGACAUCAAUAAGUGAUCAUAGCUUUCUCCUGGAUUCACCUGGUCAGUCCAUGUAAAGAGCAUGUGUUGUUGAUGUUUUGUAUAAUCAUUGUAUAUUUAUAUGACAAAUGAAUGCUGAAUGCCAUUGAAUGGUUACUCCAAUGGUUAUUCCAAUCUGGCUUUAAAUUGCCAUGUACUCUUAUAAUCCACCUGGCACAGCCAGAAGAGGACUGGCCACCCCUCAGAGCCUGGUUCCUAUCUAGGUUUCAUACAUGGUUCCUGCCUUUCUAGGGAGUUUUUCCUAACUACCGUGCUUCUACAUCUCCAUUGUUUGCUGUUUGGGGUUUUAGGCUGGGGUUCUGUAUGGCACUGUGUGACAUCUGCUGAUGUAAAAAGAGCUUCAUAAAUACAUUUGAUUGAUA
This is a messenger RNA of Salvelinus fontinalis (brook trout), 3737 nucleotides long. Its product is annotated as alpha-1,6-mannosyl-glycoprotein 2-beta-N-acetylglucosaminyltransferase-like. The transcript is spliced from 2 exons. Lineage: Eukaryota; Metazoa; Chordata; Actinopteri; Salmoniformes; Salmonidae. Gene Ontology annotation, biological process: protein N-linked glycosylation; oligosaccharide biosynthetic process. Gene Ontology annotation, molecular function: alpha-1,6-mannosylglycoprotein 2-beta-N-acetylglucosaminyltransferase activity. The record is from RefSeq and is a predicted model, not a curated record. Gene Ontology annotation, cellular component: Golgi membrane; Golgi stack. The coding region runs from base 354 to 1598 and encodes 414 amino acids.